CUCCCGCGCGCUGCUCGCCGCGGCCGCCAGGGGGCGCGGCGGGACUGAGCGCGACCAUUGUGCGGAGCGGGCGGCCGGACCCGGGCAGCGAGUCUAUCGAUGACUUGAACAAAUGGGCCCUGUGUCUUGUCUCUCCCUUCAUACUUGAGGCAGAACAUAUAGCGUUUGUGACCGAGAGCAUUCGGGCACAAGGUGGCAGUUUCCAGAAGCCAUCAUCCUCAGAAACAGUUGUAAAAUGGUCGGACUGCUGUUUGCCGUUAGCUUGCCGGCCUGGUGAUCCCUUCCAGGUAAUGGCUAAAGCGAGCGUGGAUGACUUCAGCAAGCUCGGGCUGGCAUUCAUGGAGGACAGACUGCAGAUGGAGAACGGACUGGUAGCCCAGAAGAUCGUCUCAGUUCACUUACAGGACUCUGCUCUGAGGGAACUCAGCAAGGCCUCCGGCGAGCAAGUGCAAGCCUCGCCCCUGACCCCAGCACCUUCCCUCGGGGGCAUCAUGGAGCAGGCUGGCCAAGGUGACGGGAAGGCCACUGGAGAAGGCUCUUCCCCGCUGAAGACAGGCUGUGGCUCGGGGAGAGAGCCUGCCGCCGAUGGGGACCCAGGACCGGGCUGCGCCGAGCGACACCAGCUGCACCUCUCCAGCUGCCACGAGUGCUUGGAGCUGGAGAGCCGCACCAUCGAGUCUGUGAGGUGUGCCUCUGCGGAGGGCACUCCGGAUCUUCCCGAGGGCCGAGGCGGCGGUGUGGAGGCUGCUGCGGAGGGGCCUGGCCCUGAGCAGAAGGGACGGAGGGGCAACGUCUCCGGAAAGGCGCCCAACAUCCUGCUCUAUGUGGGCUCCGGGUCCGAGGAGGCCCUGGGCCGGCUGCAGCAGGUGCGCGCCGCCCUGGAGGACUGCGUGGACACCGACAGCUACACCCUCUACCACCUGCGGGAGGACAGCGCUCUCAGGGACCCCUGGCCCGACAGCUGCCUGCUGCUGGUCGUUGCCAGCCGGGAGCCUGUCCCUAGAGACGCACAGCGGCGGUUCCUGGCCUACCUUUCUCAGGGAGGGAAGGUGUUGGGCCUGUCCUCCUCCUUCACGGUCGGUGGCUUUCGGGUGACAAGUAGGGACUCGCUGCGGAACACAGCCCAGAACUUGGUUUUCUCCAAGGCCGAUGGGAAUGAGGUUCGGCUCAGUGUCCUGAGCAGCGGCUAUGUUUACGAGGAAGGCUUAAGCCCGCUCAGUGUCCUGAGCAGCGGCUAUGUUUACGAGGAAGGCUUAAGCCCAGGCCGGGUCCAGGGCCACCUGGAGAAUGAGGACAAGGACAAGGCCAUCGUGCACGUGCCUUUUGGAACCCGAGGAGGGGAAGCCGUUCUCUGCCAGGUGCAUCUGGAGCUCCCGCCCAGUGCUGCCGUGGUGCACACCCGAGAAGACUUCGAUGUGCUCAAAUCCAGCAACGAGAGAAGACACGACGUCCUUAGAGAUGUCCUGACCACCCUCGGCCUGGGCUGCGAUGCACGGCAGGCCCCAGCCUUAACCCCGCUGCGCUUGCUGCUGGCCACUGAGGAAAUCCAGGAUCCCGUCAUGCAGUGGCUUGGGCAGCACGUGGAUCCUGAAGGAAUCAUAAAAUCCAGCAAACUGUCCCUUCGAUUUGUGUCCUCUUACACAUCUGACAUGGAAAUCACCCCGUCUUCCAUACCUGUGCUGACCAACCCCGAAGGCUUCUCGUCAGAGCAUUUCAACCUGGAGACCUAUCGCCGAAAUCUGCGGACCACACGGCUCGGAAAAGUAGUUCUGUUUGCGGAAGUGACGCCCACGACCAUGAGUCUCCUGGGUGGGUUGAUGUUUGAGAUGCCGCAGGAAAUGGGUUUAAUCGCCAUUGCAGUCCGGCAGACCCAGGGCAAAGGAAGGGGCCCCAAUGCCUGGCUGAGCCCUGUGGGAUGUGCCCUUUCCACUCUACUGGUCUGUGUCCCCGUGAAGUCAGAACUGGGUCAGAGGAUUCCAUUUGUCCAGCACUUGAUGUCCCUGGCCGUCGUGGAAGCCGUACGGUCCAUCCCAGGGUACGAGGAUAUCAACUUGCGAGUGAAGUGGCCCAACGACAUUUAUUACAGCGACCUCAUGAAGAUUGGUGGGGUGCUGGUUAAUUCAACACUUAUGGGGGACACGUUUUAUAUCCUUAUCGGCUGUGGAUUUAACGUGGCCAACAGUAACCCUACCGUAUGCAUCAACGACCUCAUCGCAGAAUACAACAGGCAGCACGGAGUAGGCCUCAGGCCCUUACGGGUGGACUGUCUCAUAGCCAGGGCCGCAACCGUGCUGGAGAGCCUGAUCGACCGGUUUCAGGCCCACGGGCCUGACGGCAUUCUUCCGCUCUACUAUAAGUACUGGGUGCACAGUGGCCAGCAAGUCCGCCUGGGCGGCGAGGAGGGACCGAGGGUGUCCAUCGUGGGGCUGGAUGACUCCGGGUUCCUGCAGGUGCUGCAGGAGGACGGUGGGGUUGUGACGGCGCAUCCGGACGGCAACUCCUUCGACAUGCUGAGAAACCUCCUCCUGCCCAAGCGGCAGUAGCCAGCAGCGUGUCCCCAGACAGCCGGAGCUGCAGCUGCAGCUGCAGGAGGGAAGCUGCUCCUGGGGACCCAGGCUUGCACGGCUGCCGCCUCUCCUGCCCAGGGCCCGGGAAGUGCCAUUUGUUAUCCUAUCAGGGUGUCAGUCCCCGCCCCCGUCUCCAGGUUUGGGUUUUGUUGUUUUGUUUUCAUACCUGUGGUUUUGUGGAGUUUGGAUUUAUUUUCACUGGGGAAAACAAGGGUUUUCAGAGGGUUGCAUUUAACCAUGAGAUGUGGUUUCCCAAGUAGUGAAGGCCUCGGCCCUACACUGUGCAGACACCCAGUGCCCCGGAUGAGGCAUGCAAACCGGCAAGCGCUGAGUUAGAGGUCCGCCUGUCCGUCUCCGGAGCUGUUCUCCCGGAACGCACAGUGGCGUCUGGACUCUGGUUUCGGUUUUGUUUCUGGGGUUGUUUUCCUUAGUCAAGCGGGCUUCUGGCAGUUUCUCCGCUGUGGUGUUGGGUGUCACCACACUGGAGGCCGGGGAGACCUGCUCGCUGUGGCCUCACAGACGAAGGCGGCUUCUUCCCGGCCGGGGCAGCGAGCACUUCUUCCCCGGCACACGAUUCAGGCGGUAGACUCUCAGGCCGUGACGGCACCCUCCUCUGAGGCAGAUGUUGCCCAGGCGCAGAGACAGCUCGCUCUCGUGCCCACACGAAGGGGAUUCUCGGAGCCAAAGAAGUGAGAAGUGGAGCAUUCCCGAGAGACUGGAGCAGGGCCCCGGGUGUAGCUCUGCACUGCAGGUCACGAUUCUCUGCCCCGAUUUCCUCAUGUUGUCGUGAGAGAAAGAGGUACUGACACUAAAUGCCAUCAAUUUGGAGACGUGUGCAUGUCUGAUUGCGUGUGUGUGUGUGUGUGUGUGUGUGUGUGUGUGUGUGUGUG
Messenger RNA from Psammomys obesus (fat sand rat), 3457 nucleotides. RefSeq names its product holocarboxylase synthetase (gene Hlcs). Bases 291 to 2543 code for a protein of 750 amino acids. Gene Ontology annotation, molecular function: biotin--[biotin carboxyl-carrier protein] ligase activity. Gene Ontology annotation, biological process: protein modification process. Gene Ontology annotation, cellular component: cytoplasm. The record is from RefSeq and is a predicted model, not a curated record. The transcript has 11 exons. Lineage: Eukaryota; Metazoa; Chordata; Mammalia; Rodentia; Muridae.